This is a messenger RNA of Arvicola amphibius (Eurasian water vole), 573 nucleotides long. It is a transcript of the gene Cdnf, whose product is annotated as cerebral dopamine neurotrophic factor. Gene Ontology annotation, biological process: neuron projection development; dopaminergic neuron differentiation. Lineage: Eukaryota; Metazoa; Chordata; Mammalia; Rodentia; Cricetidae. The coding region runs from base 1 to 573 and encodes 190 amino acids. Gene Ontology annotation, cellular component: endoplasmic reticulum. The transcript has 4 exons. The record is from RefSeq and is a predicted model, not a curated record.
AUGUGGUGCACGCGGUGCACCAACCCGGCUACCCUAGUGACCUUUUGCGCCGGGCUUUGGAUCUCGAACCUGGUGCUGGCGCAGGGCCUGGAGGCCAGUGUGCGGCCGGGGCCUGAUUGUGAAGUAUGUAAAGAAUUCUUAAACCGAUUCUACAACUCCUUGCUAACCAGAGGAAUAGACUUUUCUGUGGACACCAUAGAGAAAGAGUUGAUCAGCUUUUGCUUGGAUGCCAAAGGAAAAGAAAACCGCCUGUGCUAUUAUCUGGGAGCCACCAAAGACGCAGCCACCAAGAUCCUCGGUGAAGUCAUACGUCCCAUGAGUGUGCACGUGCCCAUAGUGAAGAUCUGUGAGAGGCUGAAGAAGAUGGACAGCCAGAUUUGUGAGCUGAAGUACGAGAAGAAACUAGACUUGGCAUCGGUGGACCUAUGGAAGAUGAAAGUUGCAGAACUGAAACAGAUCCUGCACAGCUGGGGGGAGGAGUGCAAGGCCUGCGCAGAAAAAAGUGACUACGUGACCCUCAUCAAAGAGCUGGCCCCCAAAUAUGUAGAGCCACACCCCCAAACCGAGCUCUGA